Molecule: messenger RNA, 336 nt
Organism: Gorilla gorilla gorilla (western lowland gorilla)
Lineage: Eukaryota; Metazoa; Chordata; Mammalia; Primates; Hominidae
Product: cytochrome c oxidase subunit 7B, mitochondrial-like
Exons: 1
Coding region: 1-336 (111 amino acids)
Biological process (GO): mitochondrial electron transport, cytochrome c to oxygen
Cellular component (GO): mitochondrion; respiratory chain complex IV
Source: RefSeq, a predicted model, not a curated record
AUGUUUCCCUUGGUCAAAAACAAACUCAGUCAUCUCCAAGUUCGAAGCAUUCAGCAAACAAUGGCAAGGCAGAGCCACCAGAAACAUACACCUGAUUUUCAUAACAAAUAUGGUAAUACUGUAUUAGCUAGUGGACCCACUUUCUGUAUUGCUAUGUGGACAUAUAUAACAACACAAAUUGGAAUAGAAUGGAACCCAUCCCCUGUUGGCAGAGUCACCCCCCAAAAUGGAGAGAACAGUAAUCAUACCAGCUGGUGUAAUAAUGAAUUGCUUAAAAAACAGCUCAUAAUUGAUGCCAAGUUAAAGCACUGUGUACCCAUUAAGAUAUGGCAUUAA